CCCAGGGCUCAGAGCCUUGGUCCCUGGCCGUCACGGCCUGGCUGGCUCUCACCGGACGACUCUCUCCCGUUUCCGAAGACGAGAACAGCGGUCACUCUGCCAGGCCUCUCUGCAAGGGCUGAGCGAUGCUUCCCCUAAGCGACGACACCCCGCUGCUUGGCCAUGGGACCCACAGGCUUUCCUCCAGCAGUUCGGGCGUCCUCCUGGUGAAGCUUUAUCACCAGCCGAACUCCGCCCAGCCAGCCCCAGAGACAGCUGGGAAUCUAUGCUUCACCUUUGGAGAGUACACCGCGGAGGAGGUCUGCACGGCAGCCGCCAAAGCAUGUGGGAUUCUCCCCGUCUACCACGGCCUUUUCUCGCUGGCCACGGAGGACCUUUCGUGCUGGUUCCCCCCCAACCACGUCUUCACCGUGGACGAGUCUUUCUGCCAAACGGUCGUCUACAGGAUCAGGUUUUUCUUUCCAGAUUGCUUUGGGCCCAGAAAAUCCUAUCGUUUUGGCCUGACAGGUGACCAAGUCAACCCGGUGUUGGACUACCUAACAAUCGAUUAUCUAUUUGCUCAAUCCCGUAGCGAUUUCAUCAGCAUGCAGACGGAUGAGUCCUGGACGCUGGAGGCCCAAGAGACGUGUCUCGGCCUGGCUGUGCUCGACAUCUCACGGAUCUCCAAGGAGAGGCAGCAGAGCCUGCAGGAGACAUCCCGAAGUCUCAGUUAUAAGUCGUGUCUUCCGGUGAAACUGCGCUGCCAACUCCAGGCGGAAAACUUCGUGACGCGGAAACGGAUCCGGCGCCAGUUCAGCCGGUCGCUCCGCAAGUUCAGUAGCCUCCAGACAGAAGUGCGCUCACUCAAGCUGAAGUAUCUCAUGGAACUGGAGAGCCUGAAGCAUCCGACGCCAGAGGAAACCUUCCUGACCAGGGUCCCCGGCCCGGCGGCAAAGGAAACCACGCGGCUGAUCCACGUCUCCGCGGAAAAGGGGAUUAGGACAAGCUACAGUGGCGCUAAGGCUCCGCAUCUGUUCUGUGACUUCCCCGAGAUUGUCGACAUCACCAUCAAGCAAGCCAGCCGGGACGGUCUCCCUGCGGAAGACCGCAUCGUCAGUGUGACCAAGACAGACAACCGGGUUCUGGAGAUGGAGUUCCCCAGCCUGACCGAGGCCUUGUCCUUCGUCUCCCUCGUGGAUGGUUAUUACCGGCUGAUGGUCGACUCCUGCCACUAUUUCUGCAAGGAAGUGGCCCCACCGCGUCUCUUGGAGGACCUGGAGAACAAGUGCCACGGCCCCAUCACGUCAGAAUUUGCAAUGGACAAACUGAAAACUUUGGGGUACCAUGAGGGAGCGUACGUGUUUCGACGCAGCCCGGAAGAUUUCGACAGCUUCCUGCUCACCAUUUCCCUCGAGACUCCCCUCGGCAAGGACUUCAAAAGCCUGCUGGUCCAGAAGAACCAAGAUGGCACCUUCUCGACCGCCGGGGUGGCCAAGAAUUUCUGCAGCUUGCCAGAACUGCUGGAGGCCUGUCAGCGCUUCUGCCUCCGGGCCGACGGGGUGGCCCUCCGGCUGGGCACCCUCUGGCCCCCGCAGCCCAAAGAGAAAUCCAACCUGCUGAUCAUCCGUGGGGGCAGCGGCCACCAGCUGAGCACCUCCCCAACUCCUCCCCGGCGUGCCGUCAACCAGAUGAUGUUCCAAAAAAUCCAGGCAGAGAACCUGGAGCAGUGUGAAAACCUGGGGCAAGGGACCUUCACUCGGAUUUACCGGGGCUUCAAAUGGGAUCCGACGGAGGAGGACGACGACGAUGCCGAGAGAGAAGCGGUGUUUGGGGACCGCCGGAUGGAAGUUGUGAUGAAGGUCUUGGACAGCAGCCACUGCCGCAGGGUGGAGCCCUUCCUCGAAGCCGCCAGCUUGAUCAGACAGCUCUCCCACAAGCACCUCGUCCUACUCUACGGAGUCUGCAUGGGGGCGGAAAGCAUCAUGGUGCAGGAAUACGUGAAGCACGGGGCCCUGGACACUUACCUGCGCAGGAACGCAGCCACCGGCAAAGUGACGGCCACGUGGAAGCUGCAGGUGUCCAAGCAGCUGGCCUACGCCCUCAACUUCCUGGAGGACAAAAACGUAGUUCACGGCAACGUCUCGGCCAAAAAAGUCCUGCUAGCCCGAGAAGGGGACGCGGCGAGCGGACGGCCCCCCUUCAUCAAACUCAGCGAUCCAGGAGUCGGCACCGCCAUCUUGACGAGAGACUUGCUAGUCGACCGCACGCCCUGGGUGGCCCCCGAGUGCCUGGAGGACCCCAAAAACCUGGCGGCUGAGUCCGACAGGUGGAGCUUCGGCGCCACCUUGUGGGAGAUCUUCAACGGUGGGAACAUGCCGUGGAGCGCAAUGGAGCCUGAAUUGAAGCUCAAGUUCUACCACGACUGCCACCAACUGCCCCCUCUCAAGUGGACAGAACUGGCCAACCUGGUGGCCCAGUGCAUGGACUAUGAGCCACGGCGGCGACCAGCCUUCCGCGCCAUCAUCCGAGACCUCAACGGCCUCAUCACUUCGGACUACGAGCUUCUCUCAGACCUCCUGGCCACGAACAAUUUUGCAGGGUACCCGGACCCCUCCUUGAGCCAGGAUCUCGCCCUCUUUGAAGAUCGCCACCUAAAGUACAUCUCCAUCCUGGGCAAGGGGAAUUUCGGAAGCGUGGAGUUGUGUCGCUACGACCCGCUGGGCGACAGCACCGGAGAUUUGGUGGCGGUGAAGCGCCUGCACCAGAGUUCAGCCGAGCAGCAGCAGGACUUUGAGAAGGAGAUCGCCAUCCUGCGUGCCCUGCACCACGAGUACAUCGUCGCCUACCGUGGGGUGUGCUACAGUCGAGGCCGGAACUGCCUCCACCUGGUCAUGGAAUACCUGCCCAAGGGUUGCCUGAGGGAUUACCUGCAGAAGAACCAGGAGCGGCUGGACCCAAAGAAACUGCUGUUUUACGCCUGGCAGGUCUGCAAGGGCAUGGAGUACCUGGGCUCUCAGCGCUACAUCCACAGGGACCUGGCCACCAGGAACAUCUUGGUGGAGAACGAGAAGCACGUCAAAAUCGGGGACUUUGGCCUGGCCAAGAUCCUGCCCCAGGGAAAGGACUACUACGUGGUGCGGGAGCCCGGACAGAGCCCCAUCUUCUGGUACGCGCCAGAAUCUCUGGCUGACAACGUCUUCUCCCAAGAGUCGGACGUCUGGAGUUUUGGUGUUGUCCUCUAUGAACUUUUCACCUACGGGAGCAAGAACCACGGUCCCUCGGAGGAAUUUCUCCGCAUGAUGGGGCAGAGCAAAUCCCUCACCAUUGUCUGUCACCUCCUUCAGCUGCUGAAGCAGAACAGGCGACUUCCGGCCCCCACGGACUGCCCGGUAGAGGUGUUUGCCUUGAUGCAGUCCUGCUGGUCCUUUGCGCCGAGCCAGAGGCCCCAAUUCGCCAAGCUGGCUCCGCAAAUCGAAGCCUUGAGGGAAAACCACUGCAAGGCCCGGGGCUAGGAGGUGACACCGCUGGAGUUUCACCCCCUGCAAGGCCAUGAUAUUUUCAUUCCCCUGUGCUGUCAAGGUGGCAGACCUGGGGAGGGGUGGGGUCCCCAGGUAUCCACCCCCCCAUUCAGACACGAGUCAGACUUCCCACUUCACCUCCCUGGUUCUCCGGCGUAGGCCGCUUCAGUCUGCUCUUCAACUCCUCCUCCUCCUCCUCCGGCAUCCGAGGGGGGUCUCCCACGUCCUGCUCCAGGGGCUGUCAUGGCUGCGUGUGAAAUUCCAGGGUCCCAGGCCCACAGCACACAAACCCACAGAAAAUCUACCCAUCCUUACAUAGGGUGACCCCAUGAAAAGGAGGACCGGGCUCCUGUAUCUUUAACAGUUGCAUAGAAAAGGGAAUUUCAGCAGGUGUCAUUUGUACAUAUGGAGAACCUGGUGAAAUUCACCCCAACAAACAGUUCCCACCCCCAGCUGCAAUCCCCCCUUGAAAGUCACCCCCUGCACGGCAACGAAGCUGAGCAUAAACGCCUUCCAAUGGCACCGGCAGCCACUUGGGGCCCUGGGAAAUAAACCCAGGGCGGGGGGGGGGGGGUUGAGUCAGACAUAGCCACACACCUGCACGUGUGAGAGACCUUGGCCCAGUUUGGGGGGUGGGAGAGGGGCAGCCUCUGGCACCUGUGCUGCGUCAGAAGCGGUACAGUCACAUCCAGCCAGGUGCCUGAGAACUUGGUUCUAUCACGCCUCCCACUGUUUUACAAGCUGGGAGGGACUCGCACGCAGGACGCCAAUUCAGCUGGAGACCUGACCUUGAUGGAAACCACUGCUUCUCAGCCAGGGACAUCUUUCAUAGCAGGAGAGGACAUUUCACCGGGGGUGGGGGUGGUGUCAACUAAAGACGGUGUUUCAAGAGAAUGUUCUGAACCCAUUUGGGAUCGAUUCCACGUGUCGAACCCAGGGCUCUUUGCGCCUCCUCGUGUGAUGCCCACGAACGGCUUCUGGUCACGGACUGAUGUUGUGAGCUGUUAACUGUGGAUCUUUAUGGGCUCCCUGGUACUGCAAUAAAAGGUUUUACUGUGA
Molecule: messenger RNA, 4556 nt
Organism: Elgaria multicarinata webbii
Lineage: Eukaryota; Metazoa; Chordata; Lepidosauria; Squamata; Anguidae
Gene: JAK3
Product: Janus kinase 3
Exons: 24
Coding region: 126-3491 (1121 amino acids)
Biological process (GO): cell differentiation; cytokine-mediated signaling pathway; cell surface receptor signaling pathway via JAK-STAT
Cellular component (GO): cytosol; membrane; cytoskeleton
Molecular function (GO): non-membrane spanning protein tyrosine kinase activity; ATP binding; growth hormone receptor binding
Source: RefSeq, a predicted model, not a curated record